AUGGGUUCCCUAGCCACGCUGUUCGUCUACCUGGCGCUUAACCCUUUUACCAUUGUUACAGUGGCAUCUGGAACGUUUGAAAAAGCACUGGGGAUGUCCAGCCUAGAAAUUUGCCAGAACCACACCGUUUUGAACGACAAAUGGCGGGAAAUAGGAAGCAAGAGUGGAGACAACUGUGAUUCAGACCUUCAGGAAGGCUGGUACAGACUGAUGACGACAGAUGGACACUCUGCCUCACUUCCUACAACUUGCAUAAAAAAUCACGUGUGUGGACUGGAAGUGGCCAUGUGGCUGAAUCUACUCGGAGAAGAUUUGCCACAGCCUGGUCAGACUGUUCCCGGGUCUGUGUGUGGCUCUUACCCCGUGUUAGGUAUGUGGCAGUGCUGCGUCGUCAAGGAAACUGCAUUCGUUCACAACUGUGGCAACUACUUCGUGUAUUGGCUUCGCUCCACUGACAGAUGCAGUGUGGGAUACUGUGGUGAAGGACCUAGAAGUGACAUAUCUCCCCACACUGUGAAGACUGGAGAGCCAGUUUCUGAAGCAAGCGAAAGAUUCAGGAGACGACCACGAACAUAUGGGAAAUUAGCCAGCAACCGAAACCUUGAUAUAGACGACAGAGCAAUCAGGGAUGUCUCCACUCCAGAUGACACGCCCUGUCCUGAUGGUCAACAGAGAUGUUCAGACGGUACAUGUGUAGCUUCCACUCACCUCUGCCUUCAAGGGGAUUCUUCGUCAGUUUCGCCACCGUCGACUACCUCUGUGAACCGGGCUCCGAUCACACUUUACUUCUCGGUGUUGCGUGAUAGAACGAGAGCGCCAGUCAGCUUUACAUCCGGGCAACUCGUCUCAUCUGCGCACACAAAUGAGGAAAGAAAUGCCAUGGGCAGACUUGAUAGUGCGUCAUUGUCAAAAGAAGAAGAAACAAAACGAAUGCAUUUAGAUAUAACACCUUCAACUGCAAGACAAAUGCUUGCAACCACCACUAAUUUAUCUAUAGGUGGAAAUUUAUCGUCUGACAGAGAUCACUCCCCUGCAGAGUACCCAAAUAGUGUUUAUUCAUCAACAACCACAACAACAUCAUAUAGUGGACGACAAAUGUCAAUGGUCGUUUCGGACUUGAACGUUCACCAACAAUCAUCUCAGGAUUCUUUAGCGUCUAAACCAAUCGGUGUUUUCACUACCAAAACCAUUGGUGGUGCAUCUGAUCUUGUUACUGAGAGCGGUGAUGUUGGAUCAGAUACACUAAUUGAAUCACCAACAAAAACGGAAAAGGUUGAAACGUGGAGACACCAUGCCAGUCUACAUGAGGAGUCUUGUAGCUCAUGUCUUCUGCCUUCAGUUGCGUCAUCACAACUAAUGACGAAAGCCACCAUUACAAAUACCUUAUCCAGUAUCACUUCUUUUGAUCUUUCAACCGAAAAAAGCAUUUUGACCAGGGCAGUAACAAAAGAACAUGGUUCGGCCAUUGCUCCAAAUAUUUCUUCUUCUAUCCUCAAUCCACACACGGUCGCUUCAAGUAUCGUAGACCAUCCAAUAUCUUCUACUCUUUCGCGCAGGUUUUCCCCGUCUUCAAUACAGGCGUCAUUUUCUACCUACGUACACAUACAUUCUGUUGCUUCAAAACAGGUUCUCUCUUCCAUUGAUUUACAGAAUACGCCAUCUCCUGAUACUAAGUCAUAUCACACAUCCUAUUCGCCUGCUUCAUAUCAUGCACCAUAUUCAACUGCUUCAUAUAACAUUAUUUCCUCAAAACGUCUGACCAUAUCAAGUGUUUCAUCAGAUCGUCUCAAUACAUCACCAUCAGUAACUACUAUCGUAAUUCCGUCCGAGAAGACCACACUGACAACAUCGCAUUCGCCUGACACGACUGAUGUUCAGUGUACUAAAUGCAUCCAAGUGGUCUUUAACAUUCAAGUUGUUAUCAACGAUAAACAGGCUGAACGAGAUUUUAAGGCAUCCGUCCAAACAGCAUUUUCAAAAAUGCUCACAAAAUUUUAUGAUCGACGGCUUAAACGAGGCAUAAAUAUGACACAGCACCAUAGAAACAACACACACUUCCAGCCUACCGAUAUCUUCUUACGUAAUACCACGUUACACGAAAACAACGUUGUGAUGUUAGUGGAAGCCAAACACCCGUCUGGCGAUUAUGUACCCAACCAAUACCUCGAGUCCCUGCUUCAGAAAAGUGAGGUUCGUCAAUUCUUGGAACAAGAUCUUGGUGUGUAUGGGGCAACUUUAGUGGAGUUCUCUGUACCCUUUAGUCCAACAGAAAUACCACACCCUUCGGAGAAUGGCAGAACUCCAUCAAUUUUCGCCCAACAUUUCGGCAUCUUCCUCGCAUUGAUUAUUCUGUCGAGCUUCGUGGCUUUUGCUGCAGUGAUCGCCAUAGUUUACCUCCGAAACAAGGCUAGAACGGGAAUGUGGUACUGUCCAUCUGGGACGCGCUACGCUAAACAGCUGGAGCGAACCUUACUGACAAAAACUACGAGCUGGCGGAUUGGCCAGGUGACCAAUCCUAUUCCGGAUGUCGACAUACUUCGAGGCGAGGGUCCGAUGACCGAGACCACCGUAGAGGAGGCAGGUAGCCGCCGUACUUCAUGUACUGGAGAGAGGACAAGCAUAAUGGACAGUAGCCCAGAGGUGGACACGUGGGUAAUCCCUCUCGAAGAGGCGAGGGAUGACGGACUCGUGGACGCGGAAUAUGAUACGCGUCUGUAACUGUCAUAUCUAGGAAUACUCCGUUACAUACAUAUCGUCCAACCUAAUGCAUUAAUCACAGAUUUAAUAUAAAGGGGAGUAUACUCUCCAAAAUAUUUAUACUAAAUUAAGUCAUAUUAUUUUUGAUGUUUACUUUAAUCAAACACAUGUUUACGUGGAUGUCAAUUCAAAGCAUUCCUUUUUCCCGUACUGUUAUUUAUUUUCUUAUAUUCCUACGUACACAGAAAGAAAAAAGUGCAUCGUUACAUUGAUCAUUCCCGGUGUGAAUUAUGUUUUUAAAAAAUAGGCUGUAACCUAUGGAAUUAAGUAUCAGAAUGCAGGAAAAAAUAUUGAAAUAAUGCUAUUUCACAGAUCUAGGUAUACUUAACCGGAUUUAGACGUGCUUAAUUAAAACAAACUUAGAUGAUUGAUGCAUGGAUGAACACAGCCCUAAAGUAGUUAUUUACAGUGUUUCCAUCAUUAUAGUAACUGACCAUUUGUCAGGGAGGUAGUUUACGAAAAAGACCAGAAUUACACAUGGACAGGUAUGCAUAUAUACAGGUAUGACCACCUGUACAGGUUCUAAUAAACCCCAUAGAAGUCUCCGUACCGACUUCUAUUGACAACAAAUUAACUCGCUCGAGACCAUUAGUUUAAUACACUUGAAGAUAACUUUGGUAUAUUUCCAAUAGUUUGUGAUUACUUAUUUUCGUAAAUCUUUGAGCUAUCAUAUCAAUGUUUUGAACAUCAUUUAUGUAAACAUCGCAAUUGCCAUAUUUCCACUACAGUUACAAUAUGUACCAAAGAAAUUAUGUCACAGCAUUCCUUUGUUGAAGAUACGGACAACACCUACUUUUGAUGUCGGGUUUUGCUUGUUAAAGAAAGGGAAUUUUAUUAUCAAGAAAUGUCUUCCUAUAAAUGCUUUACAACUUGAUUCUCCGAGAACAAAAAUUGUUUAAGUGCCAGGCGUAUGACAGAAACAGUAGAAGAAUCUUUUCAAAUUAUAGAUCACAACCUUCCAUGUGAAUUAAACCCUCUAAUUAUAUAUUCCUAAUAUUUAUAUUGUAUAUCACAUAUUUCAACUCAAUCAACAUAUUAAUCUAUGGGUAAGAAUUUUUAUAUUAAAAAUGUAUGUUGUAGAUGCUGACAAACUAGGUAAUAUAUAUUGUAUAACCUUGUAUUAAUUUAAAACAAAAUAUGUUGUUCAUUGUAUCUAACUAGUGUCAUUGGUUGUGUUAUUUAAAGUAUUGCCUUUUUCAGAAAGAACAUUCUAGUUACACGAAUGUUGAGUUGUAUGUUCUUGUAGUACUGUCAUCGUAAGACAGGUGAACUACAUUGUAACACUAUUGUGACGUCAUACAUAAGUCAUGUCAUUAUGGCGUCAUAUGCUUGUCACGUCAGUGAAAAACUUGCCAAGUAGAAAUAGACAUGUCUUCUAGGGAAUGUUAAUCCAGUUUUCGCUCAUUUUUUCCAGAAAAGUUAUUUGAUAAAUAUAAUCUUAAAAUCCAUGUUUCCGUGUUUUAUUGUGGAAUUUACUAAACUAGUUCAAUGAUUUGAUGUGUCAUUCGCCUAUAUGCAUAUCUAACUCGGACUGAACUCGUUUGAUAAAUCCAUUAUUACCCUAGUGUAAUAUUCUCUCUAUAAACAUAUAAUCCAGUGGCAUCGUGGAUCUCCAACACCCAUUCCCACAUUACCACUGCUGCUAAACCAAUUUUUGUGAAGUUAAGAAAUCACUACCAGUGGCGUAGCAAAACAUUUUUAAGAGUGUAUGCUUUCAAGAGAGGAUCCAAGGGCGAAGCCCCGGUUAAGGGGGUCUAGGGCCGCAGUAAGGUUAAAAAAGUAGUGCAAAUGUAUCUCAAUGGAAUUCGAGUGUAUGUUUCAGCAUGCAAGCAUACAUUAUUGCUACGCCUCUGACUACAAUGUGUGUUAUGCUCGUUUCCUAUAAUGGUUACUGGGUAAAUUAUGACAUUUGUAAAAUGUCGAUAAGAACCUUCCUGUUUGUACCGUUUGAUUUGUGUUUCAUCAUUCCAAAUGUAUAAGACAAGAAUUGAUGAUUUAAUGUUACUUCCACAAAAAGAUGCGUUUUACUGCAAAAAUACGAGUUAACAUGUAUGUGUACUCAUUAACCUUUUGUACAGCAAUUUUGUUGAAAAAUAAAAAGUGAGAAGUUUUUA
Ylistrum balloti is the source of this 4871-nucleotide messenger RNA. RefSeq lists its product as uncharacterized. NCBI's taxonomy places the organism in Eukaryota, Metazoa, Mollusca, Bivalvia, Pectinida, Pectinidae. Bases 1 to 2718 code for a protein of 905 amino acids. The transcript is spliced from 11 exons. The record is from RefSeq and is a predicted model, not a curated record.